CUUAUUUCUUUAUUCUCUUCGGCUGAGAGGGAUCGGAAUAUUUUUCUUCUUUGAUAUUCUCGGGAAAGUGACAGAAAAUGGCUUCCACUGAAGAACCAAUCCUCACUAGGAUCGACCGUUUGGAUAACAUGUUGAAGCAAUUGGAAGAAAUUAGAGGGUACAACAGAUCUCCUAAGAGCUCUUUUGAAUCAACUCCAUCAAGCGGCACACUGACGAGUGAAGGCCACGCGUCGUCCGUUGAUUUCUCCCCUAAGAGCCUGGAGAAGCACUGCCGUCCGAUCGACCACGUCAUUAUGGAGACUGGAGUGAAAGGAACGUUGAUCGAGAGGCUUGAUCAUCUGGAGGAUCGCAUGCUGAAGCUAUGUUUGCAGAUAGAGGCAGAUUGGGAGAAAAGGAGGAGGAAAGAAGACAUGAGGAGAAUAACAGAGAAGAAGCAGCAGGAGGAGAGCCCCAAGAAGAACAAGGGACUGAAAAUGUUUGUCAAACAUUGUGUCAAAUUUUAGCCUUAUCAAGCCACUUUUGAUCCUUUGUUCUUCUUUGCUGUACAAAAGUUUCAGCUUUUCCUUUUCUUAUAUGUGCAAGUUGUGACUUUGGUUUUCACAAGUCAUGAUGAACAAUUCUGUUUACAUUCUCUUAUCAAUAGAAUCCGCGUAAGCAAUGCUUUCAUUAAUCUUUUCACUUUAGAUGAGCUGUCGCACAUUAAAGUUUGAACCUGUACAUGAACAAGAAU
Molecule: messenger RNA, 730 nt
Organism: Neltuma alba
Lineage: Eukaryota; Viridiplantae; Streptophyta; Magnoliopsida; Fabales; Fabaceae
Exons: 3
Coding region: 78-503 (141 amino acids)
Source: RefSeq, a predicted model, not a curated record